CGGCAGCACUCGAGGCACGCACACGCGCUCGUUCCGUCGCUCGCUCCACUAGUGCUGCGUUUUUGACAGGUUGCCGCCGAGGUUAAUCGUUGUCGAGGGAAACCUCGAAUCUGUCAAAAGCGCUUGCAAUCGUUUCUCGGUUGAGCUUUUCGCCGAUUAUCGUGAUAUCGGGUCUUCUCUUCGAUUUUGGCCGAACCUUUCGGUUUACCGUCGGAACAAGAUUAUACGCUAACGCAACCGGGCAACUUUAAAACUCAAGAUGCCAAAACCUGUCAAUGUUCGGGUCACGACGAUGGACGCGGAACUCGAGUUCGCGAUCCAGGCGUCGACCACCGGAAAGCAACUAUUCGAUCAGGUGGUGAAAACGAUUGGACUUCGCGAAAUUUGGUUCUUUGGCCUACAGUACACAGACACUAAGGGCUGCACCACCUGGUUGAAACUCAACAAGAAGGUUCUGUCGCAAGAUGUCAAAAAAGAGAACCCGCUCCUGUUUAAGUUCCGAGCGAAGUUCUUCCCCGAAGAUGUUGGUGACGAAAUCAUCCAGGAGAUCACUCUGAAACUCUUCUAUCUGCAGGUCAAGAGCGCGAUCCUGACAGACGAAAUCUACUGCCCACCGGAAACCUCAGUAUUGCUCGCCUCCUACGCGGUGCAGGCGAAAUAUGGAGACUACAACCCUCAAAUGCACGGCGACACCUGUCUUGCCAACGACAAGCUGCUGCCGCAGCGAGUGAUUGAGCAACAUAAACUCACCCGGGAAAUGUGGGACGAGAGAAUCAUCAAUUGGUGGAUGGAGCACAAGGAAAUGGCUCGUGACGACGCCAUGAUGGAGUACCUUAAGAUCGCUCAGGACUUGGAGAUGUACGGUGUCAACUACUUCGACAUCAAGAACAAGAAGGGAACCGAGUUGUGGCUCGGUGUCGAUGCCCUGGGCUUGAAUAUCUACGAGAAGGAAGACAAACUCACGCCGAAAAUUGGUUUCCCUUGGAGUGAAAUCAGGAAUAUCUCCUUCAACGACAAGAAGUUCGUCAUCAAGCCGAUCGACAAGAAAGCGCCCGACUUUGUGUUCUUCGCUCCGAGGCUGAGGAUCAACAAGCGUAUCCUUGCUUUGUGCAUGGGCAACCAUGAGCUGUACAUGCGCAGGCGAAAGCCCGACACCAUCGAAGUCCAACAGAUGAAGCAGCAAGCUCAGGAAGAGAAGUCCAACAGGAAACAGGAGCGGGAGAAGCUGAAGAAGGAGAGCGAGCUCCGCUUGGAAGCUGAAAGGAAGCAACAGGAGUAUGCUGAGCGAAUGAAGAAGAUGCAAGCUGAAAUCGAACGACAUCAAAAAGAGAUGCUCGAAGCACAGGACACCAUCAAGAAACUCGAGGAACAGCUCCGUCUCGUCCAAGCUGCCAAAGAGGAGUAUGAAUUCAAGCAGAGGGAACUUCAAGAGAUGAUGGUGAGAUUAGAGAACGAGAAGCAUCUGGAAGUCGACGCCAAGACCAAGCUCGAAGAGGAAAUCAAGACCAAGGCCGAAGAGGUCGAAGUCAUCAAAAAGGUCGUCGAGGAAAAGGAUAACGAGACCAAGAAACUCCAAGAAGAGGUCGAGGAGGCUCGGCGAAGACAACAGGAGGUGGCCGCCGCUCUCAUCGCCGUUUCUUCGACACCCGAGCACCACUACGUUCAAGACUACGAGCAUGACGAGCAGGAUGACGAAACUACGGACGUGCAGACAGGGGACCUGAACCACAGCGGUAGCAACGAGCACAUCCCCCGGCCCGAGGAAGAGAGGAACACCGAGUUGAGCAAGAAGAAAGUUCUCAACGAUCAGUUGCAGACUCUCAGCGCCGAACUCGACCUGGCCCGAGAGAAGGAUAAGUUGACGACCAACGAUCUGCUCCAUCAGGACAACGUGAAGAAAGGUCGAGACAAGUACAAGACCCUCCGAGAAAUCCGCAAAGGCAAUACCAAGCGUCGCGUUGAUCAGUUCGAGAACAUGUAG
Messenger RNA from Galendromus occidentalis (western predatory mite), 1981 nucleotides. RefSeq names its product moesin (gene Moe). Gene Ontology annotation, cellular component: cytoskeleton. The transcript is spliced from 10 exons. The record is from RefSeq and is a predicted model, not a curated record. NCBI's taxonomy places the organism in Eukaryota, Metazoa, Arthropoda, Arachnida, Mesostigmata, Phytoseiidae. Gene Ontology annotation, molecular function: actin binding. The coding region runs from base 260 to 1981 and encodes 573 amino acids.